Molecule: messenger RNA, 1389 nt
Organism: Aspergillus campestris IBT 28561
Lineage: Eukaryota; Fungi; Ascomycota; Eurotiomycetes; Eurotiales; Aspergillaceae
Product: putative protein N-terminal asparagine amidohydrolase
Exons: 2
Coding region: 340-1389 (349 amino acids)
Biological process (GO): protein catabolic process
Molecular function (GO): protein-N-terminal asparagine amidohydrolase activity; protein-N-terminal glutamine amidohydrolase activity
Source: RefSeq, a predicted model, not a curated record
CACAAACCCGACCCAACAACUUAUAAAUACAAGACAAGGCCACCCAAGGCAACAGCCAAAAUAGCUUCCCCCACUCUCCCCAAGCCGUUCCAUCUCGGCCCAUCCAUCACCCGCAUAAGACAACAAGCACGCACAUCAAUCCCGCCGCGUGGGAUACUAUCCCAGGCAUUUCUAUAUCCCGUUCGCCACAGUCCAGCACCAGCACCACGAACGCUCGGUGCUAGUAAUAAAGCCCGCUCUUGGGGAAUUCCUCAAGCGCGCUCCUUUACCCCCAAUCCCGCUCGCGCACUCCAUCAAAACCAUCCCCAGCAGCACCAGCACCAGCAACAACAGCGCGGAAUGAAAAUCGCAACGCUACAGUUCGCGCCGCGGCUGGGCGACGUGGAGGGGAAUAUCCGCCGGGCUGAUGAGUUGCUAGACGGGUUGGAGAGGAAGGCGGAUCUGUUGGUUUUGCCGGAGAUGGCGCUUACUGGAUACAACUUCCCCUCGGCAGACGCCAUCCGACCCUACGUGGAACACGUCGGACAAGGCCGCUCAGCCGAUUGGGCGCGCAAGACCGCCAAAAAGCACGGGUGUAAAGUAUGCGUGGGGUAUCCCGAAGUCGAAAAGACCAUCGCAUCUAGCGAGUCAACCACGACAACCGAAACGUACUACAACUCCCUGGUGGUGAUUGACCCACACGGGUCUGUCCUCGUCAACUACCGCAAGACAUUCCUCUACAUGGCUGACGAGCCGUGGGCGGCUGAAGGCGACGCGGGGCGGAGUUUCCAGAGGUUGCGGUUUGGGGGUGAGGACGCGCAAAAGGAGAAAGAAAUAGCGACAUCGUUUGGAAUCUGCAUGGACAUCAACCCGUACAAAUUCGAAGCGCCGUUUACAGCGUUUGAGUUUGCUAGGCGGGUCGUCGACUCACAGACCCAGCUGGUCGUGCUAUCCAUGGCGUGGACUACGAUGUUACCUGCGGAGGAGCUGCGCGCGCUGGGGGCCCAGCCCGAUCUGGAUACAUUCAACUACUGGAUUCAGAGGUUUAUGCCGCUUAUCCGGGAAAAGAUGGCGCAUGGGGCGGACGUGGAUGGGAAUGGGGAUGGGACUGGGGACGAGGGGGCUGAGAAGAGGGUUGUGCUGGUUUUUGCGAAUCGGUGCGGAGAGGAUCCUGCUGCUGUUGAGGGGGAGGAGCCGGUAAGGUAUGCGGGUGGGAGUACGAUUAUUGCUGUUUCGCAGAGGAGGCGGCGGGGGCUGGCUGCUUUGGUGGGUGGGGAUGAUGGGUCGGAUUUGGAUGUGAAGAUUCUGUGCUGGGGGAUGAUGGGCGCUGCGAACGAGGGGAUCUGCUUUGCGGAUACGGAGGCUGAUCCUGAGAUGGUGUUUGCGUUGGUGAAGCCGGGGGGUGAUUAG